CGCUCCGUGGUUUGCACCUUCCCAGAGGUGCCUUCGCUUGGGAUUACAAACAGAGAAAGGAGGAGAGCGGCCCCUCUGGGAUUAUGCUCUGGAGCAGCCGCAGCAAAAGAUGUGGCCAUGGUUGCCCACAGCAUGGCUAACAGCACCGCUCCUGUUCUUCUCCCCACCUUACUGCUCCUGCUGCAGAACAAGACCUACCCCGAAACCUCCACCCCUCCUGCUGCCUACGAGGGUACAGGGUCCCCCAUGGCGCCCAGAUCAGGCGGGAACCACACUGCCUUGCUCUACGACCUGAGGCCGGGGGAAAUUGCAGCAGCCGCCAUGGUUUGGGCAGUGCUGUGGCUGGUCUCCAUCUUUGGAAACUCCCUCGUUUGCUUAGUGAUCCACCGCAGCAGGAGGACACAGUCCACCACCAACUACUUCGUGGUGUCCAUGGCUUGUGCAGACCUUCUCCUCAGCAUCGCCAGCGCGCCCUUUGUGCUGCUCCACUUGACCUACGGCAGCUGGAUGCUGGGGACCUUCAUCUGCAAGCUGGUACGGUACGUGCAGUACCUCACCCCUGCGGUCCAGAUCAACGUGCUCCUCUGGAUAAGCAUCGAUCGCUUCUACACUAUCAUCUACCCCCUGAGCUUCAAAGUCUCCAGGGAGAAAGCCAAGAAGAUGAUUCUGGCCUCUUGGCUCCUGGGCGCGGCAUUUGCAGCACCAGCUUUCGCCUUCUACGGCUCCAGCAGCGACCACCACUGCCCCUUUUUCCCACCCGGUUCUUGGCAAGGAGCUGCCUAUGGCAUCACCCACCUCCUGGUGGUCUUUCUAAUCCCAUCCUUCCUCAUUAUCCUCUUCUACCAGAAGGUCAUCAAGUACAUUUGGAGAAUAGGCACCGAUGGCAGGACUGUCAGGAGGACAACAAAUAUUGUCCCGAGAGCAAAAGUGAAAACCAUCAAGAUGUUCCUAAUGUUAAACACGGUGUUUCUCCUGUCCUGGCUCCCUUUCUACGUCCUACAGCUGUGGCACCCGAAAGAAACAGACGGCAGCAAGAGCUCCUUGGUCUUCCUGGCCAUCGCCUGGCUCUCUUUCAGCUCUUCAGCCGCCAAGCCAACGCUCUACACCAUCUACAAUGCAAACUUCAGGAGAGGGAUGAAAGAAACUUUUUGCAUGUCUGCCAUGAAAUGCUACAGAAGCAAUGCCUACACCAUCACCACCAGUUCCAGGAUAGCCAAAAAAAAUCAUGUUGGCAUCGUGGACAUCCCAGCUCCAGCCAAAACUGUCACCAAAGAUUCCAUCUAUGAGGCUUUUAACAGAGAAGCAAAGGAAAAAAAGCUUGCCUGGCCUAUUCAGUCCAAUCCCCCAAAUACGUUUGUCUAGUUGGUUUCAUUGCUUUGAAAAAUUGUUAUGUACUGCAAGAACAGGGAGUUUUCUCUCUCUUUUGAAGCAAUGUAUAUUCACAUAUUUUUAAGACCACUUUUAGG
This is a messenger RNA of Athene cunicularia (burrowing owl), 1466 nucleotides long. RefSeq names its product G protein-coupled receptor 19 (gene GPR19). Lineage: Eukaryota; Metazoa; Chordata; Aves; Strigiformes; Strigidae. Gene Ontology annotation, cellular component: plasma membrane. The coding region runs from base 118 to 1362 and encodes 414 amino acids. The transcript has 2 exons. Gene Ontology annotation, molecular function: G protein-coupled receptor activity. Gene Ontology annotation, biological process: G protein-coupled receptor signaling pathway. The record is from RefSeq and is a predicted model, not a curated record.